AUGGCGAACACCUACAACAUCACCGCGAAAGAAACAUUCCCCAAAAGUUAUUGUCACCUCAACGCAACCCCUGAGCAAGUCAUCGAUCGCUUUGCAGUAUCCGAGCUGUGUCGUGCCUGGCCAGUGUACCGCGAUGCUUCUGAAUGGCAGAACUAUCGAGAUGCUUGGGCUGAUAAAGAAUCCUAUCUUUGGACCACGUGGGCUGGCGGCGUCGAUAUCGAUUCUUUUAUCGAGAUCUCGAAGAAAGGCCGUGCGAAUGGCAACAUGAUCAUGCAUCGUGAGAAUGGUACACUGGUCGAUCUUAAUCCUGAGACAGGUCGUGCUGUUGGCAAGAUGAAGGCCACAAUCACCCAACGCUUCAUGUUCCCCAACAACGCCUGUGACGUGGAAUGUGACUGUCGCUUCAUCUUCUACUGCGUCAAGAGUUCAGCCGGCUGGAAGAUCAAGUACUGCAAGCUCUUAUACGAAAAAGACAAGAAGAUCCUCGACAAGUUUCCUGAGGGGUAUAAGUGGCUUGGAGCUGCCCAGAAGAUUAUUGGGCAUGACAUGCUGUACGACUUGCCGACUAUAAACAAUGAGGGGUUCUUCGAGUUGUACGAGGCCAUGGAGCUGUGGCUCGAUGGGAAGGAUGAUGAGGUCGCGGGAAUCCUGCAUGUUCCUGGCCAUUGA
This is a messenger RNA of Zasmidium cellare ATCC 36951, 669 nucleotides long. RefSeq lists its product as uncharacterized. Lineage: Eukaryota; Fungi; Ascomycota; Dothideomycetes; Mycosphaerellales; Mycosphaerellaceae. The coding region runs from base 1 to 669 and encodes 222 amino acids. The transcript has 4 exons. The record is from RefSeq and is a predicted model, not a curated record.